Pipistrellus nathusii (Nathusius's pipistrelle) is the source of this 1062-nucleotide messenger RNA. The record is from the annotation of a GenBank genome assembly. NCBI's taxonomy places the organism in Eukaryota, Metazoa, Chordata, Mammalia, Chiroptera, Vespertilionidae.
AUGGCGGCAGCCGAGACCGCGAACUGCAUCAUGGAGGUCUCCUGUGGCCAAACAGAAUGCACCGAGAAGCCCAACGCGGAGGACAUGACGUCCAAGGAUUACUACUUCGAUUCCUACGCCCACUUUGGAAUCCACGAGGAGAUGCUGAAAGACGAGGUGCGCACCCUCACCUACCGCAACUCCAUGUUCCACAACCGGCACCUCUUCAAGGACAAGGUGGUGCUGGACGUGGGCUCGGGCACGGGGAUCCUCUGCAUGUUCGCCGCCAAGGCCGGGGCCCGCAGGGUCAUCGGGAUCGAGUGUUCCAGCAUCUCUGAUUACGCGGUGAAGAUCGUCAAAGCCAACAAGCUAGACCACGUGGUGACCAUCAUCAAGGGGAAGGUGGAGGAGGUGGAACUUCCUGUGGAGAAGGUGGACAUCAUCAUCAGCGAGUGGAUGGGCUACUGUCUCUUCUACGAGUCCAUGCUCAACACCGUGCUCUACGCCCGAGACAAGUGGCUGGCACCCGAUGGCCUCAUCUUCCCAGACCGGGCCACGCUGUACGUGACGGCCAUCGAGGACCGGCAGUACAAAGACUACAAGAUCCACUGGUGGGAGAACGUGUAUGGCUUUGACAUGUCUUGCAUCAAAGACGUGGCCAUCAAGGAGCCCCUGGUGGACGUGGUGGACCCCAAGCAGCUGGUCACCAAUGCCUGCCUCAUCAAGGAGGUGGACAUCUACACGGUGAAGGUGGAGGACCUGACCUUCACCUCGCCCUUCUGCCUGCAAGUGAAGCGCAACGACUACGUGCACGCGCUGGUGGCCUACUUCAACAUCGAGUUCACGCGCUGCCACAAGCGCACCGGCUUCUCCACCAGCCCCGAGUCCCCGUACACGCACUGGAAGCAGACGGUGUUCUACAUGGAGGACUACCUGACGGUGAAGACGGGCGAGGAGAUCUUCGGCACCAUCGGCAUGCGGCCCAACGCCAAGAACAACCGCGACCUGGACUUCACCAUUGACCUGGACUUCAAGGGCCAGCUGUGCGAGCUGUCCUGCUCCACGGACUACCGGAUGCGCUGA